CAGUCUCUAGGAAGGUAUUAGUGUUAAAGACUCUACAACUAUAUAUUUAAACCUCUCUUACUUGGAUCAACUCACAACCACUCUCUUUUAUUCUUAGCUUUCCUUUCCAGUUCAUACUUCAUCCUAUUAUUACUUUCCCUCUUUGCAUUCCAAAUGGCCACUGUUGAGGUUGCACAGCAAACACCAACAACUGUGACAGAGAAUGAAACAACGACUGAGGUAACCAAGAUUGAGGAAACUACCCCAGAACAGCCAGCCACCGAGGUUACUGCCCCAGAAACAGUCAACGAAGAAGCAAAAGAGGAAGCAGCAGUUGAGACUAAUGAGGCAACAGAAGUUACAGAGGAAGGGAAGGCUGAGAAAACAGAAGAAGAAGAAGAAGUGAAAGAGGAGACUAAAGAAACCGAAUCAGCACCAGUGGAGGAAGAGAAGCAGGAGGAGAACAAACCAGCUGAAACCGUAGAGGAACCCAAAACAGAACAAGUUUCUGUCGAGAAGACUGAAGUUUAAGCCCAUUGAUAUAUGUUAUUGUGAGUGGGAAAAAAGAGGUUCUUGCAUUUUUAUUUUAUAUAUUAUUAAUGUUGUUAUUGUAAUGGUAAGUCUUUGGGUAUGGCUUUACGAUUUAUGAAGGAUAUAUAUAAGCACCACUCAGUAUGCAUGCCAAGCGGAGGAUACGAGAAUUCUAUGGGUUAUGUUAUGCAUUGAGGUGGACUAUAGUUGCUCUAGUUUGGGGAUGAAAAUUACUUUGCUCAUUUGCCUGUUCCUCUUGGUUUGAAUAAAUUAUAUUUACUUUUGUUAUUAUUUUCUUA
Glycine soja is the source of this 809-nucleotide messenger RNA. Its product is annotated as histone H3.v1-like. NCBI's taxonomy places the organism in Eukaryota, Viridiplantae, Streptophyta, Magnoliopsida, Fabales, Fabaceae. The coding region runs from base 154 to 510 and encodes 118 amino acids. The transcript is spliced from 2 exons. The record is from RefSeq and is a predicted model, not a curated record.